Molecule: messenger RNA, 408 nt
Organism: Linum trigynum
Lineage: Eukaryota; Viridiplantae; Streptophyta; Magnoliopsida; Malpighiales; Linaceae
Source: the annotation of a GenBank genome assembly
AUGUGCGUCGACUACACGACGAUCAACAAGGUGUGCCCGGGGGACCCCUACCCGCUGCCGCCCAUCGACCAACUGAUCGACGCCACCGCCGACCAUGAAACACUGUCUUUCCUGGACAUGUUCUCAGGGUACCACCAAAUCCCAAUGUCGCGCGAAGACGAAGAGAAAACAGCCUUCAUGACGCCGUUCAGAAACUUCUGUUUCGUCGGAAUGCCAUUUGGGCUGAAAAAUGCUGGCGCAACAUACCAAAGGAUGAUCGACGCGGUGUUUUCACAUCAAAGGGGGCGCAACAUUGAGGCAUAUGUGGAUGACCUCAUCGUCAAGACCAAGGCAGGGAAAUCACAUCUAGAUGACCUGCGCGAGACAUUCGAAGCGCUUUGCAAACACAGUCUCCGCCUGACCCGCUGA